CAUCUUUUCCCCCUCUCUCUCUCUCUCUUCCUCCUCCAUAACCAAAAUCACCAAAACUUUUUCUAUAAGCCUCUUCUUCUCUUCUUAUGCAACAAAAAUAUAUUAAUUGAAUCACUAGAUUUAUUUAUUAACCUUUUGCUUUUGUUUUUUUUAUUCAACUUCAAUGGAGGGUCAUCAUCUCCAACAUCAUCAACAGCAUCAACACCAACAGCAUCAACAACAUCAUCAACAGCAUCAACAAAGACAACAUCAACAACAUGCUCAUAACAUCAUAGGUACUAGUAGUGUUAACGUUGAUGUCACGGAUAGGUUUCCUCAAUGGAGCAUCCAAGAAACAAAAGAGUUUCUUAUGAUCCGUUCAGAACUAGAUCAAACUUUCAUGGAGACAAAGAGGAACAAACAGCUUUGGGAAGUUAUCUCUAACACUAUGAAGGAAAAGGGUUAUCAUAGAAGUGCAGAACAGUGCAAGUGCAAGUGGAAAAACCUUGUUACUCGCUAUAAGGGAUGUGAAACAAUGGAGGUAGAAGCCAUGAGACAACAAUUUCCAUUUUACAAUGAGCUUCAAGCUAUUUUUAGUGCAAGGAUGCAAAGAAUGCUAUGGGCUGAAGCAGAAGGAGGAUCAAAGAAGAAAGGGGUGCAUGUGUCUUCUGAGGAUGAAGAAGAGUUAGGCAAUGAAGAAAGUGAGGGAGAUCACAAGGGGAACAUUAAAAAGAAGAAGAAAAAAGGUAAAAUGAUAAUUGGUGGUGGAGGAAAUGAUAACAAUGGUAGCAACAAUUUGAAGGAGAUUCUUGAGGAGUUUAUGAGGCAACAAAUGCAAAUGGAAGCUCAAUGGAUGGAAGCAUUUGAAGCAAGAGAGAAUGAGAGGAGAUUGAAGGAGAUGGAGUGGAGACAAAGAAUGGAAGCAUUGGAGAAUGAGAGGAUAAUGAUGGAACAAAGAUGGAGAGAAAGGGAAGAACAAAGAAGGAUUAGAGAAGAAGCUAGGGCUGAAAAAAGAGAUGAAUUAAUCACUGCUUUGCUUGAUAAGCUUACAAGAGAAGACAUGUAGUAGUUUCUUUGGUUAGUUGCUAAUAGAGCUAACUAUUUUGUAUUGUUUCUUCCUCACAUCAAGCAAUGCUUGUUUUAGAGGUUUGUUCUAUGAACUCUCAAUUUAGUUUGAAGAUAGCUUUAUUUAUGAUCAUCAAUUUAGUGGUAAUUUUGACAUUUUUGAUUUUGGAUCCUGCACUCCUAUAUAACUGUUGAUUUUUGAGUUAGAUAUGA
This is a messenger RNA of Medicago truncatula (barrel medic), 1257 nucleotides long. Its product is annotated as trihelix transcription factor GT-3b. Bases 164 to 1045 code for a protein of 293 amino acids. The record is from RefSeq and is a predicted model, not a curated record. The transcript has 2 exons. Lineage: Eukaryota; Viridiplantae; Streptophyta; Magnoliopsida; Fabales; Fabaceae.